Candidula unifasciata is the source of this 924-nucleotide messenger RNA. The record is from the annotation of a GenBank genome assembly. Lineage: Eukaryota; Metazoa; Mollusca; Gastropoda; Stylommatophora; Geomitridae.
AUGGCCGACGAAGAUGGAAUUGAAGCUUUCGUGAAUAGUAGAAACUACCCACGCACAGAUGAUAAAGAUGACAAUAGACGCAGAUCUAGCAGAGAUGGUGACCGACAUCGUGGUCAGCGUGACAGUGAUCGCUCUAGAAAUGACAGUGACAAACAUAAACGAAGGCGAUCAAGGUCUCGUUCAGGGUCACGCGAAAGAACUUCAAGUCGAAGUGGGCGAGAAAGAAGUCGAAGAGAAGAAAGGCGUCGGAGUGAUGACGACGAGGAUGAAGGUGCUUAUGGAAGCAGUCAGAAGGGUGAAAGUGGAGACUACGAAGAAGAAAAGUUUCAAGUAAGAAGAGAUAGAAGGGAUGAUGACCGCCCAAAUGGUGACAGAAUUACUGGGCAUGAUUGGCGGUGUAAAUUAACGUCUAUCAGAGAUGCCCACUUCAACAGAAACAAACAGGCACCGGUUUUAGUAAAGAAUCAGUUUAAAAACGACGGCAGCUUUUUAGAGAUGUUCAAGAAAAGGAUGGCAGAGCAAGCAGCUAAAGGAGAGGAUAAACAAUCAGUGACUCCAAACUCAUUGGUACUUGCGUCAUCUUCGAUUCCAUUCAGCGCACAUUUGUCUUUGCCGCCGCUGACACUAGUUCCAGCUUCAUCUACUGAUGUAUCCCAAACUUCAGGGGGAAUAGAUCCAGAUGAGGAUGUAGAUGGUGUACCUAUGCCUACUCAUAAACCUUUGCCAGUGCCAGUAUCUGUGGGUAAACGCAGGCUUGCGAAGCCCCUUAAGACCGGCAUUGUCGCCAAGAAACCACAGGAGCCUGAGGAGGAUGAAGCCAGUCAGGAAAAGCUGGACGCUCUGUCACGCUACCUGCAGGAGGUCCAGAAAUAUAAAGCUGCCAAUUGUGUCGAUGAGGACAACAGCAGACCGCUGGUGAAAUAA